UGGCGGCGCCCAGUAUUGCUAUGGACAUCCGUCAUCAAAGUAACUUGAAACUCAGCAAAACUGAAAAGAAGUUCUUAAGGAAACAGAAUAAAGCCAGGAAUACCCUGCUGAGACAUGAAGGCAUUGAGACUGUGUCCUAUGCCACUCAGAGCCUGGUGAUUGCCAACGGCGGUCUAGGUAAUGGAGUGAGUAGGAAGCAGCUGCUCCCGCUUUUCCAGGGGUGUGGAACUGUGGAUGCUCUCUUAAUGCCACCCAACAAACCCUACUCCUUUGUAACAUAUGAGACUACAGAAGAAGCCAGGAACGCUUAUGUGGCCCUCCAUGGAAAAGAAAUAGUGGGUGAUUUAGGACAGAAGAUCAUUCUAUACUUGAAUUUUGUGGAAAAAGCACAAUGGAAGGCAUUGGGGCUUCCUGGCUUGCCCCCAGGCCUCUUGGUUGUAGAAGAAAUCAUUUCUUCUGAGGAAGAGAAGAUGCUACUGGAAAGUAUUAAUUGGGAAGAAAACACAGACAAUAAAAAUUGUCAGAAAUCUUUGAAGCAUAGACGAGUAAAGCAUUUUGGUUAUGAGUUCCACUAUGAGAACAACCAUGUAGAUAUAGACAAGCCGUUACCUGGGGGCCUUCCUGACAUUUGUGAGCACAUGUUGGAGAAAUGGUUGAAGGAAGGUUACAUUAAACAUAAACCUGAUCAGUUGACUAUAAAUCAGUAUGAACCUGGGCAUGGAAUUCCUGCUCAUAUCGACACACACUCUGCUUUUGAAGAUGAGAUUGUUUCUCUCAGUUUGGGGUCAGAGAUUGUUAUGGAUUUUAAGCAUCCAGAUGGUGUCAGUGUGCAAGUUAUGUUACCUCGUCGGAGUUUGCUGGUGAUGACAGGAGAAUGUAGAUAUCUUUGGACCCAUGGAAUCACACCCAGGAAAUUUGACACUGUUCAAGCAUCCGAGCAUUACAGAAGUGGAAUUAUCACCAGUGAUAUUGGAGACUUAACUCUAAGCAAGAGAGGAGUACGGACUUCAUUUACAUUUAGGAAAGUGAGGCGCACACCUUGUAACUGUAAUUAUUCUCUGGUCUGUGAUGGCCAGAGCAAAGAGAGGCCUCCGUCAUUUCCAGAGAGUGAUAGAGAGGCGUCCCGGCUGGAGCAGGAGUAUGUCCACCGCGUGUAUGAAGAGAUUGCCGGGCACUUUAGCAGCACCAGGCACACUCCUUGGCCACGCAUCGUGGAGUUUUUGAAGGCUUUGCCAAGUGGCUCGGUAGUGGCUGAUAUCGGAUGUGGAAAUGGAAAGUACCUUGGUAUCAAUAAGGAGUUAUAUAUGAUCGGCUGUGAUCGCAGUGAAAACCUUGUGGCCAUCUGUAGAGAGAGGCAGUUUCAGGCCUUCGUGGGCGAUGCGCUGGCGGUUCCGGUGCGCAGUGGCUCCUGUGAUGCCUGCAUCUCUAUUGCUGUCAUCCAUCACUUCGCGACUGCCGAGCGCAGAGUGGCAGCUAUCCAAGAACUUGUUCGACUGUUGAGGCCUGGUGGUACCGCACUCAUUUAUGUCUGGGCAAUGGAACAAGAAUAUAACAAUCAGAAGUCCAAGUAUCUUAGAGGAAACGGAAUUAGCCAAGGAACGAGAGAGGAGAUCACCAGUGCUACCUCUGCAAGCCCCUCCCUGAAUGAUGUUCAGGAGGGAGGGGGUAAGUCAAGUGGAGGAACCAGGUCGGAGCUGCCUAUUCAUACGAAUAGGACUUCUUUUCAUUCUCAAGAUGUCCUGGUUCCCUGGCACCUCAAAGGGAACCCUGGUAAAGACAAGGCCACUGUGCCAUUUGGUUCCACAGAAGCCCAGAAACCAGGUCCCAUCUGUCACCGGUACUACCACGUGUUCUGUGGCGGGGAGUUGGAAGCUGCCUGCCAGACGCUGGGAAAUGUCAGCAUUCUGAAGAGCUACUACGAUCAGGGCAACUGGUGUGUCAUUCUUCAAAGGGGCUGACUCUGCAACAAAGAUGUCGAAUGGGGAAGAAAUAAAUAUACCUAGAAUUUCUUUUUUUAAAAAGGGACUGAACUGAUUGUCCUUUUAAUUAAAGAAAAUACUUGUGGCGAUGUACCGAAGGAGAGUUUCUCAGAGAAAUUUGGAAGUAGACAUUAUUGAAGAAACCUUCAGUUUGACACCAAGACUUUAUAAUUGUCGCCUCUUCCUGCACAGCUGCUAAGAGUGGUGCUUCAUUAUGCUUGAAAUUAUGCAGGAAAGGCGAGGAUGCUUGCAAUGGAGGCGGGAAUACAGCAUUCCCAAGGUAACCUCUUGCUGGAAAAUGUGGUUCAGAGGCCUGAAUGGCAUGAUUUAGUGAAUUAAUAAAGAAAAUGUUUUCGUCAGUAGGAUAGAGCUUAGCCACAUAGUCAUGGAUGCACAGUAAAAAUUUUCUUAAAUUUAAAUUUAAAUUUUGAGCAAAUGAGCACCUUCCUUAUUAACUAGUAUGUGGGUAAAUUAACUACUAGAAUAUACUUAAAACUCAUUUUGGCUAGAGUGCUCUAAGUAAGUAUUACUUGAGUAGUUGAAAGUAUUUAGUUGCUUAGAUUUUUAGUAACAGUGAAUAAGUCAGGUUUGGGAUUCUUUUUAUUUUUGUCUAAGGCCAGGACUUGAACUUGGUACCUGAUACUUUUGCUCAUUGGUUGGUACUCUACCAACUGAGCCCUACCUCCAGUCCCAGGUUUUAGAUUCUUGAUCUGCACUUGAAUACAAAGCUCUUAGUUUUUUGUGCUAGUGGUGGGGCUCAAACUCAGA
Perognathus longimembris pacificus (Pacific pocket mouse) is the source of this 2747-nucleotide messenger RNA. It is a transcript of the gene Alkbh8, whose product is annotated as alkB homolog 8, tRNA methyltransferase. The transcript is spliced from 12 exons. The record is from RefSeq and is a predicted model, not a curated record. Bases 21 to 1958 code for a protein of 645 amino acids. Gene Ontology annotation, biological process: tRNA wobble uridine modification. NCBI's taxonomy places the organism in Eukaryota, Metazoa, Chordata, Mammalia, Rodentia, Heteromyidae. Gene Ontology annotation, cellular component: nucleus; cytoplasm. Gene Ontology annotation, molecular function: tRNA binding; S-adenosylmethionine-dependent methyltransferase activity; 2-oxoglutarate-dependent dioxygenase activity.